UGACCUACUAAGUAAAACAAACAAAAAUAUUAACGGUCAAAGUUAAAAGAAAAAACUUAAAAUGUCAAAUAAAGACGUUUAAAAUGAGAUGUAGGGAGUUAAGUUAUAAAUGGACUAAUGAUUACCCCAAUGCUAAUCCAACCCAACUUGUCUUAUAACUUUUAGCUCGACUGAUGACUUCCUUAUUCCAAGCCAGGUAUUCAAGUUGUUGCUCUUGGGAAAAACCGUUUCACCGGAAGACUCCCAACACAUUUAUGCAAGCUAUAUUCUAUAGAAGUGUUGGAUUUAUCGCAUAAUAAUAUUUUUGGAAUUCUUCCAAGCUGCUUGGGGAUCAUGAGUACCUUGCGAGUGAUGGAUCUUACAAGUAACAAUAUGACGGGUAAUAUUCCGAAUUCAUUAGGUUCUCUAUCACUACUUGAGUCAAUACACUUGCACAACAACAAAUUUAAGGGUAGUCUCCCAGUGUCUUUACAGAAUUUGAAAAGGUUGGUCACCAUGGAUUUGGGGAACAAUUUGUUGACAGGUAAUAUCCCUCUUUGGAUUGGAAAAGAACUAUCAAAACUUAAAAUCUUGAAUCUCCAAUCAAAUAUGUUCAUGGGUAUGCUUCCUCUUGAACUAUGUGAAAUCAAAACUCUUCAACAUUUAAACCUGGCAAAUAAUGUAAUAAAUGGAAGUGUCCCUCAUUGCUUUCGUAACUUAACUGGUAUGAUCAAGGGUGAUAUCGAGUUACCACAAGAAAGUGAUAUAUUUUAUGAAGAAAAUAUUGAAGCUUGCAUAAAGGGCAUUCAACUAAAGUACACUAGCACAAUUCGGUUUCUCAUAUCCUUAGACCUCUCAAGCAACAAAAUUAUUGGUGAAAUUCCUGAUGUGUUGAUGAACCUCAAAGCAUUAACAAAUUUGAAUCUUUCGAGAAAUGAAUUGAGUGGACAUAUUCCUACAAUUAUCGGAAAUCUAACGUCAAUGGAAUCAUUAGAUUUGUCGAUGAACAAGUUGUCCGGUCCCAUUCCUUCAAGUUUAGCUAGCUUGAACACUCUAGGGUAUUUGAACCUAUCAUUCAAUAAAUUAUCUGGCUCAUUACCAGUUGGAAAUCAUUUCCAAACUUUUGAUGAUCCUACUAUGUAUGAAGGGAACACCGGACUAUGUGGAUUCCCACUAUUGAGUUGUAAAGAAAACAAUUUAUUAGACACUCAUGUUGGUGAUGAUAAAGGUGAAAAUGGUUCAGAAUGUAUCUCAUGGUUUUAUGUUGGUAUGGCCCCAGGAUUCAUCGUAGGUUUCAUGGGACUUAUUCUUAGCUUGUACUAUAUUCGGAUUUGGAGGGUAAUUUACUUUGAUGUGAUAGAGAAUGUUUACAUUUUUCUAAUGGUUUCAUUUAUAGUGACUUUCGUUCGACUAAAGAGAGUUUUUCUAAUGAGGUACGAAAUUUUGGUAGGGACAUUCGGGUCAUGAAGCGGAUAUACUUCAAGACUAUGCUUGAAGAUGCUUGAAUUGUAUGUUUUAUUGAAGAAAAGAGGUUUUUGAUGUUUAUUAUUGUUUUUACUAUAAUUUUUAAGAAAGGUAAUUUUGUAUUUCAGUAUUAAUUUUGUUA
Messenger RNA from Erigeron canadensis, 1585 nucleotides. RefSeq names its product receptor-like protein EIX2. The coding region runs from base 334 to 1446 and encodes 370 amino acids. The transcript is spliced from 2 exons. The record is from RefSeq and is a predicted model, not a curated record. NCBI's taxonomy places the organism in Eukaryota, Viridiplantae, Streptophyta, Magnoliopsida, Asterales, Asteraceae. Gene Ontology annotation, molecular function: protein binding.